UUCAUGGUUUUUGCUCUGUCGGUCCAAAACAUUUUCGUAGUAUCUUAGAAACAAUAUUCAUAUCGCAUCCAGAAGACACCAAAAAUGCGAAUAAAACCUUUUCUUCCCAAUCUUUCCUCACAGCAACUCGCCCAAAUCAAAGCUCAUGUACUAAAAUCUUCAGAGCCACAUGCACUAAACACCUUUCUCGCUUCAUUCGUAAACUCACACACCCCUCAAAAUGCCUUUGUUCUGUACAAUCAAAUGCUCCAAAACUCAAACACCCACAACCAUUUUAGCUUCAAUUAUGCUCUCAAAGCAUGUUGCUUGACAAAUUCGUUCAAUAAAGGCCAAGAAAUCCACGCCCAUGUAAUAAAAUCCGGUCAUUUUUCUCAUACGUAUAUUCAAAACUCCUUCAUCCAUUUCUACGUAAUACGAAAUGACAUCGCUUACGCUUAUCGCGUUUUCAAGACUAUUGCUCAUCCUAAUGUGGUUUCAUGGACUUCCAUCAUUUCUGGUUUUGCAAAAUGCGGGCUUGAAGAUAACGCCAUUUUUAUGUUUUCUUGGAUGGACGUAGACCCUAAUGCUAACACUCUCGUUAGUGUUUUAUCUGCUUGUUCUAACAUAAGAGAAUUGAACCUUGGGAAAGCUGUCCAUUGCUAUGCUUUAAAGAACUCCAUUCAACGUAACGCAAUUCUCGACAACGCAUUAUUGCAUUUUUAUAUGCAAGUUGGGUCUUUGGAGAAUGCCCAGUACCUGUUCGCUAAAAUGCCUAAAAGAGAUGUGGUUUCUUGGAGCACAAUGGUCGGUGGUUUUGUACAAAGAGGUUUUUGCGAAAAAGCCAUUCAUGUUUUCAAUGAGAUGGUUAAAGUUGGUGAAGUCAAACCUAACGAGGCCACCGUAGUCAAUGUAAUGGCUGCUUGUGCUUCACUCGGGUCCUUGAGUUUAUGUGGAUGGGUUCACUCUUACAUUCAAGAAAGACAAGAUAUACAACUCGAAGGAAACAUUGGAAACGCAUUAGUCAACAUGUAUGUCAAAUGUGGCAACAUGAGAAAGGCAAUUCACGUGUUUAAAAAACUUAGAAUCAAAGAUAUCAUAACAUGGAGCACAAUGAUAAAUGGGGUUGCCAUAAAUAGUCUUGGACACCAUGCUUUGCCACUCUUGAGUCUCAUGUUAGUUCAUGGGGUUGAACCAGAUGAUGUUACAUUUAUCAGUUUAUUAACCGCAUGUAGCCAUGGUGGGCUUGUUAAUGAAGGGUUGAUGUUGUUCAAAGCCAUGGUUGAUUCUUACAAAAUUGUGGCUAAUGAGAGGCAUUAUGCUUGUGUUGUGGACUUGUAUGCAAGAGGUGGUAGGGUUAAAGAAGCUGAGGAUUUUGUUAGGGGGAUGAGUAUAGAGCCAGAUGGGUAUGUUUGGGGUGCAUUGGUUAAUGGGUUAAGGGUUCAUGGGAAUGAAGCGAUGAUUGAGCGAAUUGGUUGUGUUCUUGUUGAAAAAGGUGUGAGUGGUGGAACUUUGGCUUUGGUGUCGAAUAGUUAUGUGGGUUUGAGUAGAUGGGAUGAAUCGAUUGAGAUUCGGAAUGAGAUGAAUAGUUUAGGUUUGAAAAAAAUGGUUGGGCGUAGUUGGAUUGAGCUUGAUGUAUAGAACAUAUGAUUUGUAGAAUAUAGCAAUGAUAUGUGUUCAAUAGUUAAAUCAUAAAAAUAUUUUUUUAAGCGCUUAAACAAAAAUAAAUACAAA
Lactuca sativa (garden lettuce) is the source of this 1710-nucleotide messenger RNA. Its product is annotated as pentatricopeptide repeat-containing protein At1g08070, chloroplastic. Gene Ontology annotation, biological process: RNA modification. Gene Ontology annotation, cellular component: intracellular membrane-bounded organelle. NCBI's taxonomy places the organism in Eukaryota, Viridiplantae, Streptophyta, Magnoliopsida, Asterales, Asteraceae. The record is from RefSeq and is a predicted model, not a curated record. Gene Ontology annotation, molecular function: protein binding; RNA binding.